AUGUUGGAUCCUCAAAAUCCCCAAGCCAAAGAAAAUAUUUUGCUCCAAACUCUUCUUGAUCGAUAUCCCAAUGAUGCUGAAGAAGGUAAGGCAAUUUUUAGGUCUACGACAGUAUCACUGGUCAUAAAUGACAGUCAUUUCUGUUUCAGAAAAUGACCAUCAUGAUGAACAAGCAGAAAGUGCCUCAACUUCCAGUAAAUACAACGGGACCUCUGAGAAUGGUCGAACCACACAAUCUCCAGUCAAUAUUAGCGGGGAUGUAGCCUUCGAAUUGACCAAGCAACUCUCUUUUGUAAGCCACAAUUUGAUCAAACUUCUUAAUGGGAUUGGACAGAAGCCAUGCGCUUGCCACGACUGUCUCAAAUGUAUCCACAAAUACCUCCCAGAUUCAGAGCAGUCUUCAUCGAGAGGAAACUCCGUUCCAUGCACGCCUAAUCCACUUGCCUUCGACUUGAUGAAUAAUAUGGUUAAGACAUAUCAAAAGAAAGAUACUGAUGAAGUGGAAUAUCUGGAAGAUGGAACGGUGAAAAGAGGACGAAAAUCAAAGUAUUGUACUCCAGAAAGGAAGAAACAAGUGGCUGCUUAUGCUGAGCUGUACGGCGCUACUGCUGCCUCGAAAGCCUUCGGAAUUCCCGCUGCUGUCUCCGCUUAUUAUCAUCGAAAACUGAGGAAAAUUGUAAUCGGGGAUGACGAGGUCUUCAACAGUCUCAAAUCAAUGAACCCCCCACAGAACGGAUCAUACGAAGACCAAAAAGAAAGGAUUUCUGGUUCGUUUAAUCCCGCCUCCCCAUCUGUUUCAACUACUGGAUUCCUUUCAAAUCCUCAGUUAAGAGGUCGAGGAAGGGGAAGGCCGAAAUUAAUUGGUGAUGAUCUAGAUGCUGAACUUGUCGAACACAUGGUUGGGGUCAAGAAAAGGGUCCCUCGAGGACAUCUGACUGCUUCUUAUGCAUUGGAAGUUGCCCGAGGCUAUAUUGCCAGCAAACAACCAAGUUUAUUGGAAGAGAAUGGAGGUCCCAUAAAUCUGAAGACCACUUGGGCCAUGAAAUUGGUGGCCAGAACUAAUGAAAGGUAUCAUGAAUUAUACGGAAAUGGGAACUGCGAGAGUGUAGACGACUUGCUGGCGAAUCUCGGGCAAGUGAACGAAGGUAAAUAUUUUGUUUUCAUCAGUAAUUUACGUCAAAGAAACUCAAUGAUGACGAAAUUUUUAGAUGUGAAUCCAACCUCAGCUCCUGAAAUCAGAAACAUCCGAUCCUUAGAUCUGAGUUUCGCUUUCCAUCAGACGAAUAAAUCUCAAAACGAAGAAACGGAAAACUUGACGGAAAUUGUUAACCGCCAACCUUCGUAA
This is a messenger RNA of Bursaphelenchus xylophilus (pine wood nematode), 1345 nucleotides long. Lineage: Eukaryota; Metazoa; Nematoda; Chromadorea; Rhabditida; Aphelenchoididae. The record is from the annotation of a GenBank genome assembly.